UCACCAGUUUUUUUUUCAGACUUCAGAAGCCUAGAAAUACUUCAUGUUAGUAGGAUAUAGAUAGAUUAUGAUCAAUAGCUUAAAGUUUUAAAAUGUCUUUGCUAAAGUCUUUGGAAAGUCUUGGUGGGUUCUCAUCAGCUGUGAAGGCGAUCGAUCAAGUGCCGCAAGAUCUUCUUUUGGAAAUGUGCCAAGAUGUUAUAGCUAUGUUACAAUAUAAAACCAGCUUUAUACCAUUGGAUCAUUACAAAAUGUGUUUAAAACGCACAGAUUCAGGCGAGAGUAUUGAACCACAACUUGUGGUAAAUGGUCUCACCCACAUUUUCAGAUCAGCUGCAAUAGCAAAAGUAACAGGAGAAUCACUUUACAACGAUCUUAAAACUAAUGGUGGUUUGAGAGAGCAAGUAUUAACCACCUUGAAACAUGUUUGGAGUGAUCAAGGUCAUUUAGUUUCACACUUAAAUACGGAACAAAGUUUUAAUGUGGGUCAGUUACUAGAUAUCCAGUGGAAACUAUGUGUAGGCAUGAGUUCAAGUCACUGCAAAGGUUUAAAGUCUCCCUAUAUCAAUGCUUUGGUCCAGUCGACUGAUUCUUUUGGAAAAAUUUCAAAUCAUUCAUUCGAAAUGACGCUAUCAGAAUUUAAGAAAUUUGCGACAGAGAUGCGAGACAUUUCCUGCGUUAUGGAAACCAUGUGAAAGACGAAUUAUGGUAUUUCAUCAACCGGAGAAUCUCUAACAUAGAGACUAUGCUCGGCUAUAUUCAUAAGCUUCAUAACAUUAACAAAAGAAUAAGAAUUUGAUUUGCAUGCGCUGAUUAGUGUCAGGUUCUUGCAUUGCGGGGUUAUAAUUAUGUAGUUAUUUAAGUAGGAGCUUUAAUAUCUUAUUUGGCUUGUGUCCCGUGAAUUGUGGUAAAAUAAAAUAAGGAAGGGUUUUAUCAGAUGAAUAAUAAGGAUAACAACCUCGCAAGUCAGGCUCUUUUACCCACGCAUUGCGCGCUUGAAAGAUAAAAAAGUGAAAAGCGCAAACUGAGCGUUUGCGUUAUAGUAUGUAUAAAUAUCAAUUAAAUAAGAUCAUGGUUGUCAGUAAAUAUAAAGGAUUUUUUUUUUAAAAUUA
Messenger RNA from Dendronephthya gigantea, 1109 nucleotides. Its product is annotated as COMM domain-containing protein 6-like. The record is from RefSeq and is a predicted model, not a curated record. Bases 93 to 692 code for a protein of 199 amino acids. NCBI's taxonomy places the organism in Eukaryota, Metazoa, Cnidaria, Anthozoa, Malacalcyonacea, Nephtheidae. The transcript has 8 exons.